AUGUCAAAGACUUUCUGCGAUCAAAAAGCUGCGUCCAAUCGCACAAAUUUUGUUAGGAGCGACAUUGAUCAAGCGACCAAUACUCCAGAGCUACUUCCUGAUUUAACACCGGAUUCAGAUUCGGAUUAUGAGUCAGACUUCGAGUUGGACUCCAAUUUUAAUUAUUCAAUAAUGGCGAAUUCUCAGGUAUCAUCUAUCGAGAAACAGGAAAGAGCCACUCUCAUGAAUCUGAUAGUACGCAUCUCAUCCCAGGAAUUUGACCGCCGAGUGUCUCAAAUAUCCGGAAACAACUGUAUGGUUGCAACUACUGGAACAUGCAGUUUUCUGAUCCAACUGAUUCAGCGCACAAAAGUGUCGUUGAACCAGUUUUUGGCCAAUAUGGUAAUUUUGGACAGACUUGCUUCAAAUGGUUAUGCCAUUUCCCAGUUCAUGAAUGAUCAUCGCAAGCUCAUCCUGUAUUCAUUUCUAUUGGGAUCUGUUGCGUCCGAUCGCACAAAUAGCAUAAACUUUUCUUUUUGGAGCAGAGUUACCGGUCUUACUGUUAAUAGACUUUCUACAGAUCUUGUCAUGUUGGGACGUGGCUUGGGAAAUCUUCACACAGUAAAAACAGUUUCAUCUUCUGAUCUUCAGAUGCUUAGGGAAUCUUUAAAGACUGUUGUCAAGAAACACCUCAAGGUGAUAUAUUAA
This is a messenger RNA of Brettanomyces bruxellensis, 687 nucleotides long. RefSeq lists its product as uncharacterized. The coding region runs from base 1 to 687 and encodes 228 amino acids. NCBI's taxonomy places the organism in Eukaryota, Fungi, Ascomycota, Pichiomycetes, Pichiales, Pichiaceae. The record is from RefSeq and is a predicted model, not a curated record. The transcript has a single exon.